Toxoplasma gondii ME49 is the source of this 1560-nucleotide messenger RNA. RefSeq lists its product as hypothetical. Lineage: Eukaryota; Apicomplexa; Conoidasida; Eucoccidiorida; Sarcocystidae. The transcript has 4 exons. Bases 710 to 1363 code for a protein of 217 amino acids. The record is from RefSeq and is a predicted model, not a curated record.
UUUGCUGCUCCUCUUUCGUGAUCUUCUCACCCACCCCUGUGUCCAGUAUCUUUCUGUACCCUCCAACCACGAUCCUGCACAUCUUCUCUCAUCGGGGCAGCAGGGUGUCGGACCCUCUUGAGUCCACAGAGACUCGACACAAUGCGCGAGAAUGUCUCAGGCAAGAUCCUUCGUCACCUCCAUUGUCUGUUUUCGGGGUAUUGUGUAUGCGACGGCCUGUGCUGUUCCUCGAAUUAGUGGCUGGGGAGGAGAGACUCGGUGGAGGCACUUCCUGUCGGGUUGAGGAAUCCUAUAGCCUCCGGUUUCCAGCAAACACGUAAUCCUGUUCCUUGUCCCGUUGUUUCUCCGCAACUAUAACUUCUCACCACUUGAGCUCCCGACGCCAUCGAGAAGCAGGACCAACGGAGGCGCUUUCUCUCGCAACACUUGUUUGCCUGACUCCUCGUGGUUGUCCACCCUCCCCGGGUUCCUUCAUCCGUCUCACUGAUCCGGCUCCCCCUUAUUCGUUUUCGGUGGUUCCAAUCCUUUUUUCCCCGUCUCGUCGCUCCUCUUCGUUACUACCGGUCUCUUUGGCCUCCUCUAUGUUGCUGCCCUCUUUAGUCUGGUCUCCUCUGUGUGGGGCUCACCUGCCUGUGUUUCCUGCGUACCUCUGCUUCUUGAGUUUCUGCCUGCUGCGCGUUUCUUGCUUCACCUUGUGACUCUCUCCACCAUGGCAUCUCCUCCCAAUCCUAUGGGCGUGAGUCCAGGCGGCGAUGUAGAUGCCGCCGAACGCUUUGUGGUCGGAACGCGAUUCUCUCCUUCGACGCCGGAAGCAAAUGCUCUCUAUGCAGCCGUUGGACAGAAGGGGCAGGGCCCUGCGGCUUCGCCCUACUCCGCAUCUUUCGGGAUCAAGGACAAUAUGACCCUCGCGGACAUUCGAAGGAAAGCUCAGGAAGAAAAGGAAUAUGGACGCGAUGCCGCCCAUCUCAAAAGAUAUAGACAUCUCAACUACACUUCGGAGACGAGCGUUCUGCAGUUCACCGAAAGGAAACUGUCCACACUCUACUGCACUGUUUGUGGUGCUCACGCGCUGGUCACCGAAGUUGAUUUCCAAAACCUUCCCCGCCGGGGAUCAGACGACGCUGCCGUGCUCCAGAUACUUGAAACGUUUAAUAAGCUCUACACGGUCCCGGCAGAGCGCGUCCUGUUACGAAGGCCAGCGGGGUUGGAAGUGCAGUACAGAAUGAUGUGUCGCGACUGCGGCUUUCCACUUGGAUACCGACCGGUGCCUUUCAACGAGCCAACUCGGAUGGUAUACUUUUUCAAGGAUGCACUCGUGCCCGAACAGAGCCAGGCUGGCGCUCUGCAGCCUCGCAAGCGGUGAAAUGCCAGCAGGUGCAGAAAGGCGUCUUAGCUAUCUCGUCUCUUGUUCCUGGACUAGCAAGUCUUUUUGAAGAAACACUGGGAGCGAUGGGAGAAUAACAAAGAGCAGGAGAUGCGGAAGAGAUUCAUCUGUGCAGUGAUCCGCCCAAAUGAAUCUCAGCGAGCGCCUAGACGCCACGUGUGCCAGGCGGGGAGACU